Molecule: messenger RNA, 1656 nt
Organism: Malania oleifera
Lineage: Eukaryota; Viridiplantae; Streptophyta; Magnoliopsida; Santalales; Ximeniaceae
Product: endo-1,4-beta-xylanase 5-like
Exons: 7
Coding region: 1-1656 (551 amino acids)
Biological process (GO): carbohydrate metabolic process
Molecular function (GO): hydrolase activity, hydrolyzing O-glycosyl compounds
Source: RefSeq, a predicted model, not a curated record
AUGUCAGUAGCUACUGUACCUGUAUCUUUUCAAGGGAUGUCUUUUCAGGAGUUUUCUCUUCAAGAGAUUUCUCUUCAGGAGUGUUUGGAAAAACCUAAUAAAGCUCAGUACAAUGGAGGAAUAGUGAGAAACCCAGAGUUCAAUGAAGGGCUGGAAGGAUGGUCCUUGUUUGGAGGAGCUGGGAAAAUAGAGCAGAGGGAAGCUGCAGGUGGGCAGAAGUUCAUUGUGGCUUAUGAGAGAAAGCACCCUUAUGACAGUUUUUCACAGAACUUUUCUUUGAUAAAGGAUACCCAUUACACCUUCUCUGGUGCUGUAAUGGCUGAGUCUGGCUGCUGGUCCAUGCUUAAGGGUGGCAUCUCCGUGGAUUCUUCAGGCCCAGCUGAGCUCUAUUUUGAAAGCAAAGACACAUCAGUCGAGAUAAGAGCAGCCAGCGUUUCAUUGCAACCGUUCACUAACGAGCAGUGGACUUUUCAUCAACAUCAAAGCAUUGAGAAGAUGAGGAAGAACAAGGUGAGGCUCCAAGCAGUUGACGCCAAGGGAAACCCCCUACCGGGCGCCAACAUUUCCUUCAUACAAAAGAAACUCGGUUUCCCUUUCGGUAACGCCAUCAACAGGAACAUCCUCACCAAUCCCGCCUUCCAAAAGUGGUUCACCUCCCGGUUCACUGUCACCACCUUCGAGAACGAAAUGAAAUGGUACUCCACGGAAGCGACCCUGGGCAAGGAGGACUACUCCGUCCCGGACGCCAUGCUUCAGUUUGCGAGAAGGAACGGAAUUUCGGUCCGAGGCCAUGCCGUGUUCUGGGACGACCCCCAGUACCAGCAGCAGUGGAUUAAGUCCCUUGCUCCCGUUCAGCUCGCGGCGGCCGCUAACAGAAGGAUGAACUCUUUGAUGACGAGGUACGCUGGCAAAGUGAUUGGAUGGGAUGUUGUGAAUGAAAAUUUGCGGUUUUCAUUUUUCGAGGAUCGGCUCGGGAAGGAUGCUUCGGCCAAGUUUUACAACAGGGCUUUCCAGCUUGACAAGGGUGUGCCCAUGUUUUUAAAUGACUACAACACAAUAGAGAUGAGCUCAGACGUCGUAUCGUCGCCUUCAAAUUAUCUUAAGAAGCUGAGAGAAAUACAGGCCUUCCCUGGCAACAGAAAUGGGAAAAUGGGAAUUGGGCUGGAGUCCCAUUUCACCACUGCACCGAACCUGCCUUACAUUAGGUCUGCCAUUGACACACUUGCUGCUGCAAGAGUGCCCAUUUGGAUUACAGAGCUGGAUGUUCAGAAUAACCUGGAUCAGGCAAAGGUGUUGGAGCAGGUGCUGAGGGAGGUGCACGCCCACCCAGCAAUAAAGGGAAUAGUGAUGUGGGCAUCGUGGACGCCACAGGGAUGUUAUAGAAUGUGCCUGACUGACAACAACUUCAGGAACUUGGCCACAGGAGCUGUUGUGGACAAGCUGAUUGCCGAGUGGAGUCAGAAACGCUUCGUGGCCAAAACAGAUGCUGAGGGUUUCUUUGAGGCUCCACUCUUUCAUGGAGAUUACCAAGUCACCAUCGCUAGUCAUGCUGCCGCCGCCAACUUAUCCUCUUCUUCCACUUCUCAGACCUUUAAAGUGCAGGCGGCAAAACGCACGUCUCAGAAGACAACCUUACAUGUUAAGGUCUCUGCAUGA